Fusarium tjaetaba is the source of this 1812-nucleotide messenger RNA. RefSeq lists its product as uncharacterized. Lineage: Eukaryota; Fungi; Ascomycota; Sordariomycetes; Hypocreales; Nectriaceae. The record is from RefSeq and is a predicted model, not a curated record. The transcript has 2 exons. Bases 1 to 1812 code for a protein of 603 amino acids.
AUGAAACUCUGGACGGUGCUCCAGGCACUGCUAAUCGCUGGAGUCUCUGGGGAAUCCUUGACUAAUUCGACCUCGAGCGGAGACGAUGACCCGACCGUACUGAAGAACCGUGGAGGAUGGGUUAACCCGGAGGACUUGGCGCCGAUGCCGCAGUGUAUCGCGCAACAAGACCAGUCCGCCUGGCUGGAUGCCAUGACAAAGUGCACUCGCCAUCGUUGCACCUCGUACUUUAUCUUUUGCACGCACUACCAGUGGCUUACUGAACUGAGCUGUCUCAGCACUGAGUUCUCGGCCAGCAUUGUCAAGCGCUACAGCAAGUACUGCAGCAGAUCUAUCCUCGCCAAGGCGCAACUUCAUGACUGGAUCCAGACGACAACCGGUAGAAACUGGCUUGUCGACGUUGGAGACACCAACAGCUUGCAAGGCCUUUCACCCAAAAGUCUGACCGAUGGAUACGCAUCCAUAGAUAUCGCCAACAAAGCGCCAUCAUGCCUGAGAGACUCGCCUUCCGCCAGAACCAAAGAGACGUUCGACCAUGUCAUCAGCUCAUGCAGCUUCACAGCCACGGCACAGCAUACGGGAAAUGCAGCUCGUCCAUGGGAAUACAACAGCCGACGAAACUCCAUGACAGCUCUCAGCUUCGACACCGCAAGCUACGACCUGACUAGCAGCCACAUUCCUGCGGGAGAGUAUUUCGACAAAGCCUGUUUUUGCAACACCUUUUCCAUGUCCCAGCACGAAGAACCAUGCUCGACAUCGAGCCCAACGGAUCUGGAGAUACAGCGGCGAUGGAUGAACGAAACAUGCGGAUAUACGUGGCAUGAGCCGACACACCUCCAGCCCCGUGACAUGAUCCCAUGGCGAUGGAGGAUCUAUCCCAGAUCCCCGGAUGGCGAUGCGCAGUGCCCUUCAAAUGAAUGGAAACUGAUAAGUAUCGGCUUAAUCAACUUGGUAACCUUCUUUGCUGUACUACACGCCAACAACUCACGGCAGAGUAAUGUCACCAGUCCUCGUCCGCUUUUCUAUCAUCCCGCACGGUGGAUCCUGGGAGGAGUUCUUCUCGGUUGCAUCCAUCUGCUCGCCAACUUAGCCAACGCAACUCUCGUCCAGUUCACCCCUGGCUACGAAGAUAUUCCUGCCGUACAGCUCGCGUUGCUCUGGUGCUCACUCCCUCGCCUCAGUUGGCUUCCCAUUUCGUCCCAUGGCACCAAGAACCCCGAAUUUCAGGACAUGACCUCCUCAAUGUCUGCAAUGUUUGCUGAAGCGAUUCUUCAAGCGUUUUCAUUCUACUACAUGUGUUUGACGGUGAACUAUGGCCGGAUUCACGACUCUUACUUCGGGGCUUUGACAAGGGCAACAAGGUCACCAUUUGCCCCGCUUAUGUUCGGCGGUGCACUCGCUUGGCUGUUCGUCGUGGCGAUGAUGGCUGUACCUGUCAUACGGACGAUACGAACUCGCGACAAGCGUAAUGAGAAAGAAGAUGGUGAGUCAGACAAGGGUACAAAGGAGUGGUCGAGGCCAAAGGAGGAGGAGGAGUGUCUGUUACCAAGGUCACAAACGGGAUCUGAAAGUCACAACUACGGUACCCUUCCAAACGAAGUGGAGUCUCUUGCCCCAUCUAUGAGACGUCAUUCACGACUUCACAUGACCCUCGCAAUGGGAGUGCCUAUUCUCUGGCUUGCGCAAUGGCUGUUCUGGAUCGGAUUUAUUGGCCUGAGCUCCCAUGAUUUCUGCCUCCCAUCGCUAGAGACUCUGACGGGUGUUUGGUUAGCCUCAUCUUUAGCAAGCGUUGUUAUUAGGUCUUAUCUUUAG